AAUCCAUGCAGAAGAAACAAAAGCAUCGUUUUGGGAUCUAAAAAGGAUUUUUUUUUACCAAUUAUUGAAACUGAAAAAAGUUAUAGGUAAAAAAAAGUAAAAAAAAUAAAUCAUAAUUAAUCUUUCUGAAUCUGAAAACAAACAACAGCAACAACAACAAGGUGGAUAAUUUUUGAAUGCAGCUGAAAGGAAUACAAUUUAAGCUUAGGGGUUUAGAACUGGGGACUAUUAUGUUAGGUUUUUUCCAAGACAUUUGAUAAGUAUAGAGGGAGCAGCAAAGAAUUGGUCCUGGGGUUGGUGAUGAUGCAGAGUAGCACCCCAGAUAGUGGUGGUGAUUAUGUUGUGAAACUUGAACAAGUUCCACGCUGGAGUAAUGCAGAACAGAGGUUAUCUUUGGCAAUUCAGGAUGAUGAUUCUUCUCCAUUGUAUCCAAAUUUGUAUUCAAAGGAUCCUCUUACCUCGCCUCCAGGGGUAGAUAGUGGAGGUAAUGGGGCAUCGUCGAGGUUUCUUGUUAAUCAUGAUGUUAAUUCGAAGAUUUAUUUGUGGCGGGGUGACCCUUGGAAUCUUGAGGUUGAUGCUGUUGUCAACUCCACUAAUGAGAAUUUGGAUGAAGCACACGGUAGCCCUGGUUUGUAUGCUGCUGCUGGUCCUGGUUUGGCCGAAGAAUGUGCAGCAUUGGGUGGAUGUCGAACAGGCAUGGCUAAAAUUACCAACGCGUACGAUCUUCCGGCUACGAGGGUUAUACACACUGUGGGCCCCAAAUAUGCAGUCAAGUAUCACACCGCAGCGGAGAAUGCUCUUAGUCACUGCUACCGUUCUUGUCUGGAGCUUCUUAUUGAAAACGAUCUUCAAAGCAUUGCUGUUGGCUGUAUAUACAAGGAGGCUAAGAAUUACCCUCGCGAACCAGCUGCUCAUGUGGCAAUAAGGACGGUGCGACGAUUUCUUGAAAAGCAGAAAGAGAAAAUCACGGCUGUUGUUUUUUGUACUACCACGUCAGCUGAUACUGAGAUAUAUAAAAGGUUGCUUCCACUUUACUUCCCUCGAGAUAAAUUAGAGGAGGAGGUUGCAGUGACAAAGCUUCCUGCUGAUGUCGGAGAUGAGAAUGGUGAAACAAUCAUUUAUGAACGCAAAAUCAGAAUAAAACCUUUACCCGCCGUCACAAAGACUGCCCCUACGACUCCAACUGCUCCAGUGGAUCUUCCUGUCAGUGAUAAUGGAUUGAAAAUAAGACGGAGCUCGUCCUUUUUAGAUACCUACUUGGAUCCUGCAUUCAUGUCCAUAAGCAGAGAUCCAGAUGAGAGACAUAGAGAGCAGAGGGAAAAAGCAGCAGCUCAAGCAAAGGGUGGUUUUAAUUGUGGUAAGUUGCUUGGAUUUGGUGAGCUUGGUGGUCCCUCUUUAUCUGCUGUUGAGGAAUACUCGCUUCACUCCAGAUAUCUAGCAAAAGCAAAUUCUCUCAGUCUUUCUGAAAUUGCAGAAAUGAGAAUUGUUUAUCGUGGCGGUGUAGACUGUGAAGGCCGCCCUGUAAUGGUUGUUGUAGGAGCCCACUUUCUACUGCGAUGUCUCGAUCUGGAGCGCUUUGUGCUCUAUGUAGUAAAGGAGUUUGAACCUCUGAUACAGAAGCCUUAUUCCAUUGUCUACUUUCACUCUGCAGCAUCUUUGCAGCUUCGACCAGAUUUGGGAUGGAUGAGACGUUUACAACAAAUUCUUGGUCGGAAACACCAGCGUAAUCUGCAUGCGAUAUAUGUACUCCACCCAACAUUAGGGUUGAAGACUGCAAUUCUUGGCUUGCAACUGUUUGUAGAUGGCGAGGUGUGGAGGAAAGUCGUUUAUGUUGAUAGGCUUCUGCAGCUGUUCAAACACGUUCCCCGUGAGCAGUUAUCUAUUCCAGACUUUGUUUUCCAGCAUGAUCUAGAAGUAAACGGAGGGAAGGGUCUUAUUGUUGAUCCAAGAACAAAAUAUGUAUAUCAACGACCUCACGAACAGUGAUACAAUGCGGAACUACACCGGUUUUGUUUUAUAAUGUAAUAAUUUGUUUCUUCUUUUCUUUUUUCUCUUGUGGAUGAGGAGAGGUCUAUUUUCUUAGUUUUUUUUUUUUUUUUUGUGUGUACAGUAGUUGACAUUUCCAUGUUAUCAUCUUGUUUCCUUUCUCUGUAAUUAAACUUGUCUGUAAUCCAAUGUAAAAUGAGAAUCAACAUACGAAUCAGCAUACCUAAGAGUAUAAUAGAAACUGGAAAUUUGUUCCAUGAUA
Molecule: messenger RNA, 2248 nt
Organism: Papaver somniferum (opium poppy)
Lineage: Eukaryota; Viridiplantae; Streptophyta; Magnoliopsida; Ranunculales; Papaveraceae
Product: protein GDAP2 homolog
Exons: 15
Coding region: 301-1986 (561 amino acids)
Source: RefSeq, a predicted model, not a curated record